AAUAUUUGCGUCCUUUUCGUCGAUAUUAUUGUAGGAUUUUUCAACAGGUUAUUUAUUGGAUAAACUGUCUUUCCUUGCAAAAGAUUCGUGAUUUUUUAUUUUGUCAAUAAUGUAAUAGGCAUAUAAAUAUGUGUUUUAGCCUAUUUUUUGUUUUCGAGAAGAUGACAACCGAAUGUAUAGGUCGAAUGGAGAGCUCUCUUGAAGGUGAUUUGCUCACUCCCACUUCAGUUAGUUUGACCAAUUUCCUAAUAAUGAUUUUCUCUCUACAAACUGACACCAUUAACUAUCAUUUUCUGCAACAGUAGUUGAAUUUGACGUGAUUUAUUUCCUGUGUGAUAUUAACACUGUUAAGUUUACGAGACCUUUUUAGGGUUCUCAAGAUUGCCUCCCACCCAGGUCCAAACACUUGCCAGCAGCUAUUUUUAACCAGAGAUUAAGUUCAGAAACAGUGAUACCCUCACCGUUUACAAGGAAAUGAGAGAGUUAUUGGGCCAAUACAUCUCAGACACCCUCAGCUAUGUCCACACAGUGAAGGAAUUCUGUGACAGGCAUCCAAGGUGGAUCCUGCAGAGAAAGGAGGAACAAUCCAAGAUGAAAAACAUCAAAGAAAUGGCAGACAGAAUCGAUCUUAAAUUUGGCCGAGUCUUGAAUGCAGAAGACAAGACCAAGGCAUUAGGAGAGUUCACGAAAGACUAUCUGACCCAGGUGACUGCAAACCGUAGGCUUAAGAAGCUGGAGAAGGAGCUGGAAGCUGUACUGAAGGACACUCUCAAUGGGCUGGAGGAGCUGGACUGCUUCAUGGAUGCUGUGGAGAGGCUGGUGGUCACCUCUCUGUUUGUAUUUGCUGAUGAAAACCGGUUGUGUCCUCUGCCUCAGGGGAGGGAACCAGCAAGUGUCCGAGCUGUCAUCACCUCCGCUAGAAUGACCUGUCCUCUCCUCAUCCACUUUAAGAGGGACGCUUCAGCCUUCUUUUCCCCAUGCCUCCUCAAUGUGGAGGUGCUGCAUGUGUACUUGGAAAAUUACAUACACAUCUCUGAGCAGCUGUGUGAGAGAAUGGGAUUGGGAAAAACAAAAACAUUUUGCAGAGAGAAGAAUGACAACUUGAUGAUUGACACCAGCACUGAAGUGAAUGAAAAGUCCAUGCAGACCAUGUUUAACCAUUUGCGCCAUUUGAGUGAUAUCAGGAUGGAUCAGCACUUCAGACUGACGUUCCUGUUCCAGGAGUCUGCCCUGCACUUCAUUGGUCUGUUCAGUCAGCGCCACUCCAGAAUGCUGGACUGUCUAAAAGAGCUGGAAAGGAGAGCUGGCAAACUAAAUAAGAUGAAGAAAGGGGGUUAUAUCUCCAGUGUGGUAGGCAGUGCAGUGGGGGCGACAGGAGGGGCUCUGACCAUCGCAGGCCUUUGUCUUGCCCCUGUUACUGCUGGGCUGUCACUGGGGCUCACCAUCGCAGGGAUUGGAAUGGGUGUGACCAGUGGGGUCAACAGUCUAACCACCGGUGUAACAAAGGUGGCAUUUAAAAGCUACCAAAACAAGAAAGCCAAUACAAUCUUUCAAUGUUUCUUGGAGGACAUGCAAAGACUCCAUGGUAGUCUGGAGAAGGUGGCCAGCAACAUUUGCCCUUUGGAGCCGAAGGUGGUGGCAUUAGUGGUUGGGAAGAAUAUAGGCAAAGGUGGUGCGAGUUUAGGAAAGAAGAUCAAUGCCAUAGUAAAAAAUACCUCUGCAAUAGAGGCCUUAAUGGGAAAAGGCAUGGUUAUGGGUGCAGGCAAGGUGGGACUCCAAGAGGGCAAAACAUUUGCUGCAGAUUUACCUGACAUUGGGAUGUUGGCACAAGGCACUCCACUCGCCCUCUCUAGGACAUUAAGGCAAUGCGCUGUGGCCUCAAAUGCCCUAUUCAUUGGCCUGGACAUCAUCACUAUCUGUAAAGACAGUGUCAGCCUCGCCAAAGGCAGCAAGAGCAAGAGAUCCCAGCUCAUCCGAGCCAGAGCAGCACUGUGGCGCACAGAGAUUGACUCAUGUCAGAGGAUCCAUGACUCACUGUGCCGAGGCAUCUGGAGGUUCAGUAAGAGUCAGCGAAUCCUGAAGAAACCAUUUUACCUUGUGAAGGAGUUAGAAAGUCUAGAGCCGCUUGUGGAGAUGGGACUCAUGGAGCAGCCUGCGAAGGAGAUGGAAACUCUUGGGCAGCCUGAGGAUGAUAUAGAAACUCUGGUGCCGCCUAUGGAGGAGACGAGACUCCUGGGGCAGCCUAUGGAGGAGAUGAGACUCCUGGGGCAGUCUAUGAAGAAGACAAGACACCCCUGGCUGCCUAUGGAGGAGACGAGACUCAUGGGGCAGCCUAUGGAGGAGACGAGAUUCAUGGGGCAACCUAUGGAGGAGACAAGACUUCUGGGGCAGCCUAUGGAGGAGAUAGAAAAAGGUUUUUGCGACUGGAUGUGGCAUUCGGGCAUGAUGUUGUUGCUGUUGCUGUUAGCAUAUGUAUGGGCUGAGAACAUUUCUAAGUAGUAAUGGAGAAUAUCAAGAAGUCAACACACCUGCCGUUUGGACUGCAUCGUUUCCUGUGCAUCACUUCCUGUACGACUUAAUUGCUUAACAUGUAGAUUUGAAAUGUUUACUGUGCAUGGUUUUAAAGCUACUUGGACUUGAGAACAGAUUUUUUAAAAUUAAAUGUAUUUAAGAUUAUUACAAUUUUAAUUCAAACUACCCCUUUAUCUGGGCGGUGUUCAUGUUGUGGAAUAGUCAGAUCUAAUUGGUACUAGUUGUCAGAUUCUAGAACUUUUCACUGUACAUUGAUGUAGUGUAACAAUUUUUUUUAGUUUCAAAAGAGUUUCAUCCACAUUAUAUUGUUGAGAAAAUCUAAUAGACCUACAUAGUUAUUUCAGCAUGGUUAAUCAACUUCUGAAUUGUAUAGGCAUGUACUGCCCUCUAGUGUAUUCUACUCAUGUGACAUGUCUUGGUGUUAUUGAUUGUUACUCACUUCAGUUAAGAUAUGUGCAGAUAAAAGUGCAUUAUUUUCUACUUUAGCAAUGUUUAAAUAUCCAUACAUAGUUCAGUUACAGAACUCCAGAGAUGACAUUUACAGAAACAGUGAUACCCUCACUGCUUACAGUAGACUACUAUAGCCCUACAAAUAUUUAGAUUCAUAACUGGAAUACACCUACUAUGAUUUGGCAGAUUAACUUGUGCAGAAAUCAAUUAACCACAUAGGCAAUGAAAAUUACACCAAAAAGAUCUAAGUGCUUUUGGCCAACAUUAUGAUCUACACUCAACGGACAGUUUAUUAGGUACACCCAUCAUUGUGCGUCGCAAAACGCCGAUCUUCACACCACUGCGCCCUUAUUUGCCUGUUUGUGGCCUGCCUGUUAGCUUGCACGAUUCUUGCCAUUCUCCUUCGACCUCUCUAUUCAACAAGCUGUUUUUGCACACAGGACUGCAGCUGACUGGAUGUUUUUUGUUUGUCGCAUCAUUCUCAGUCAAUCCUAGACACUGUUGUGCGUGAAAAGCCCAGGAGGGCGGCCAAUUCUGAGAUACUGGAUCUGGCGCGCCUGGCACCGACGAUCAUACCACGCUCAAAGUCGCUUAGGUCAGGUAUUUUGUCUAUUCUAACAUUCAAUCAAACAGUAACUGAAUGCCUCGAUGCCUGUCUGUCUGCUUUAUAUAGCAAGCCACGGCCACGUGACUCACUGUGUGUAGGAGCGAAACAUUUUCAUGAACGGGGUGAUGUACCUAAUAAACGGUCCAGUAUGUAUGUUACAGGUGUAAUUACAGAGCUGGUCUAAAAAAAAACUGCCACUACAUUACAGUACAGUAUUAACACUUCCUCCCAUUUAGAAUUGUAUGACAAGACAACAAAUAAUUAUUCUAUCUGAGAAUGUAAUUUCUGCCGAUUGUUUGCCAAUGAACCAAUCAAAAUGUUGUAACAGUAGUGACAGAAACGGCAAUAACAUUUAGUAAGUUCAGAUUUAAUACAAUAUUAUCCCAUCCUAAAAGCCAAUGUUAUAUUUUUUUCUACCAUUUUUCCAGAACAUAACUUAUACAUAACUUUAAAUUAGUUGUUAAAAAGACCAAUAUCUCAAUAUACAAUAAACAUAUUUAUCAUACAAACUCCAAGUGACGUUUCAAAUGUUUACUCAGGGAAGAUGUCCAGCUUAAUACAUACAUUCAAUACAGUGCAGUGUCCCUUUAAACCCUGAGCUCUCGUCCCCUCCAUUCCACAAAGACAUACUUCAGUACUUUUCCAUCAACCAGGAUUUCUCCAUGAUGCAUAUUACAUGACUUCUCAUCAGUCUGGAGAGUCCUUGAGUUAUUGGGAGUACACAUUCCUACAGUCCACUGCAGUCACCUAAAUAAUUGCACUCUUCAAAUACACAAAAAGCUUGAACCGAACACUACUUUCAAUCUCUAAGGAUAUAAAAUCAAUCUAUUCGUUCUAAGAGUAUAUAAUGAUAUUAAACAGUAAUAUAAAACAGUCAUUUUCAAUUAUCAGUGUAAAGACAAAGUUAAAGGAAAGUAUCAACUAGGGUUGAAAAGGGUCGGAAACUUUCCGGAAAAUUUCCAUGGGAAGUUAAGCCCGGGACUUUUUCUUAAAUACAUCAAAAAAGUUAGGUUAUAACAGUGAACCUUUUUUGUGGGAUACACAUAAGGCAAUUCUAGGUCUUGUGGCAUAUUUUAGUUAAA
Messenger RNA from Oncorhynchus mykiss (rainbow trout), 4671 nucleotides. RefSeq lists its product as uncharacterized. Lineage: Eukaryota; Metazoa; Chordata; Actinopteri; Salmoniformes; Salmonidae. Gene Ontology annotation, cellular component: extracellular region; membrane. The record is from RefSeq and is a predicted model, not a curated record. Gene Ontology annotation, biological process: lipoprotein metabolic process; lipid transport. Gene Ontology annotation, molecular function: lipid binding.